This is a messenger RNA of Sebastes umbrosus (honeycomb rockfish), 3772 nucleotides long. RefSeq names its product shisa family member 9b (gene shisa9b). Gene Ontology annotation, biological process: regulation of short-term neuronal synaptic plasticity; regulation of AMPA receptor activity. Gene Ontology annotation, cellular component: postsynaptic density; AMPA glutamate receptor complex; dendritic spine membrane. The coding region runs from base 262 to 1395 and encodes 377 amino acids. Lineage: Eukaryota; Metazoa; Chordata; Actinopteri; Perciformes; Sebastidae. The record is from RefSeq and is a predicted model, not a curated record. The transcript has 4 exons.
GCCUCAGAGGUGUCUGACACCCUCCAGCACAGACAGGUGAUGCUAUACCUCUCUCCAAACUAUAUUUUGGACUUCAAUUUGGAAAGAGUUUGAACUGUCUUUUGCACAAUAACCAUUUUUUUCCCCCAAGGAGAAAGAAAAAAGUACAGGAAGCGCACUUUUUACGCAUGGAAGUUGGAACAAUUAGAUUUACGCAUGGCUGUGUCUCGUCUCUCCGGAAGACGCGUCCGGGCUUGUGAGAGUAAAAAGUGAGGCACAACGAUGCGGCGCACUGAGCUGCUGCUCGGUUACUUUCUGGUGAAAGUUAUGGCGGAGGGCGAGCCGGGUCAGACCGCGGAGGAUGACUUCAUGCUGGUGACCGGGUUUAACGACUCCAAACCGGAUACGGAGGUCACGGAGAGCCCGCACACUGAGGACAAGUGUCGAGGCUACUACGACGUGAUGGGCCAGUGGGAUCCUCCGUUCGUGUGCCGGACAGGUAGCUACCUGUACUGCUGCGGCACCUGUGGCUUCAGGUUCUGCUGCGCGUUUCAGAGCUCCCGGUUGGACCAGACCACCUGUAAGAACUACGACACCCCACCGUGGAUGAUGACAGGCAGACCUCCACCCAAAGUGGACGUAUCUCAGGACGCAGCCAAGGAUAAAACCAACCUCAUUGUGUAUGUCAUAUGUGGGGUCGUGGCCAUAAUGGCACUGAUUGGGAUUUUCACCAAGCUGGGUUUGGAAAAGACGCACCGUCCACACAGAGAGAACAUGUCAAGAGCUCUUGCACACGUUAUCCGCCAUCCUGCCUCAGAACAUACGGACGACAUUGGACUCGGCCAGCACUACGAGAACCUACAGACCAGAGUCACAGUUAACAGUCUCCACAGCAACCACAUGAACAACGCAGCUUCAGCAUCAACUUUGAUAACACAGCUUUACCCGGCCAUGGGACAGAUCACCAGCCCCUAUGAACCACAGAAGCCUCUCAAGGAUCUCAACAAGUACGCCACGCUCAAGGCUGUGGCAGAGAAAGCUAAUGACAGCUUCUACAGCAACCGGCGGCAAGUGAUGGAGAUGACAACCAAGGGCAGCCUUCCCAUGGAAGCUGUGGAUAUGGAGCCAGAGCCGAGUAAUCCUUACAGCCCACCCAGACAGCUGUCUGCAAAGCAGAAUGGACACAAGUACAAAAGCCCCAAGAACCACAGCUCCCAGUCGUUGUGCUACGGCUCCAACACUGCUGCCAGCCCGGGGGGGCUGAGAUCCUGGGAGAGCAAGGACAUGCUGGGGCUACGACAGAGCUACGGCCCAAAGAGACUCUGCAUCAAUAUUGAGAGAGAGCUGCACACCACUCGCUACAUGCCUCCACAACCAUACUUUGUCACCAACAGCAAGACAGAAGUGACAGUAUGAGGAACUGUCAAGCAUCGGGCUGAAACGCAGUCUGCAUUUAAGGAAGGCAGUAAGCGGCUGACUGUGGGUGGUGUUGUUAGAAAUCAGCAGGGGCCGUAGUGCAGUUGUGCAUUUGAUGGGCAGCAUUUAAGACGCCACGUAAACGCUGAAGUGCACUGUAACAGGACUCCGUCUCAAUCACUGUUCCUCAGUGAUGAAUAUGUUGUCAUCAAUAUUCAUAUAAUCCAACUGCUAAAACAAAACACACUAAAAGUUACUCAUAUAUAACUGGCACUGUGUGACACAUACAGUGCUGUUAUCAAUGUAUCAAUUGUUAUCAAUGGACCUUAACAUAUUAGUAUAUUAUAUCAUUUCUAUUAAAUCAACAUUGUCUAAAUGCAACCCUGUGUCCUACAAAAUUAUGUUCCCAUAAACUAAACUGCAUUCUCAAUUACGUUUCUAAGUAUUUUCUCCCAUAUUGCGGUCACAGUUAACAUUAUAAACUGAAAGAAAAUAAAACAAAUAUGCAACAAGACUACUUGGUUAGGUUUAGUAAACCAUCAUUGUUCGGCCCAAAUUCUAUAGCUAUUUUGUUUAUCUAAUUAUUUAUUUGAAAUGGAAGAUGUAGUUCUCAGUAGAUCGCACACGUUAAUCAUGGAGAGCACAGUUACAGUUAAAUGAGGAUAACUGAUGUUAUGAGAGCUCACAGCACAUUUUUAGACUGUUAAACUUGAUUAUCAGUUUCAAAUGGAUGAUAUCCUAAACUCUCAACAAUCAUCUCACUUGAAAACAUUACUUAUAUAUGUAUUGUCAUUCAAAAUGUCUAAAUUACAGUUAUUCAGGUUUGUUUUCAAAAUGCUGUACAUUCAUUUUGGUUGAUUCAUAAGCUAAGAUUAUCAUUCAGUAUUUCUAAAAAAUAGAUGAUUCAGUCUGUGAAAGUGUUACUGAUGACCUAAAUGACUUCAAUUCAUUACAAAAGUUACAUUUUUGUUAAAUGUAAUGUCACUUUUUAAAGUUGUAGAUGUCUUAUUUUGAAGGAAACCGCCAAGUCACCGCCAACAGACAUCCUACUGAUACAUAUAUUUCCAUGAUCACUAGUAGAAGUAGCAGCAGAGUGUUGAACCCGUGUUGUAUUGGUGUAAUAGUGCCUCUCAUCAGUACCAGCAUGUGUGUGGUUAUCCUAGAACAUACUGUAGAUGAAGCCCCAGUAUAUCAGAACGGUAAUUGGUUUCAGUGAUCCAUUAUGCCCAACUACAAAAGUCAUUUUCAGUGUGAAGAUGGAGGCUCAGAGUUUACAUCAUAGUUAAAACUCUCUGUAUAUGAUUUUAUUCUAAAUCUCACAUUUAUUGAAUGUAUCUGGACUGGACAGUCUGAAACUAGUGGUACAGUAGCAGUUGAUGUUCCCAGUGUUGGAGGUUAACAGUUAAUGAACUUCUGUCAGGAUGAAUGUAAAAAUGUUGUGAAGCAAAGUCAAGUUUUUUGCCUGUUACUACUCAAAUAAAUGUCAACUGAAGACAUAUAAACAGUAUUUACCUGCGGUUGUGGUAUUUUAAUUAACUAUUAAACAGAAUAUGUGUUAAUAUUGAUCACCACUUCUUAUCUCAGCUAAAGCACCAUAUCAAGAACAACAUUCAUGCCGCACUUGGCUAAAUGUUUUUUAAUAAAUUAAGUUCUCUGGUGCGAUUGGUCAUUUGUUUCACUGAUUUCCCAGCCAAGUGACAUACUGUAAAAAGAUGCUCACGCCUGCCUGCAAGUCUUACUCAUGCGGUUGACUAUUUCAAGCAGCCGAUGACGAGGCUGCACUCAUACAGUGCAAGUGGGAAGUUUAUAUACAGUCUAUGGUGGGAAGUGGGAACUGCUAGUACAGUAUAAAAAGGUGUAUUCAUGUAUUCUCAAGUCCAAAUCAUAGCUGUUAUUAUUCUCACAGACUUCCAGUCCAACGAAACUGUACACACCAUUUUCCAAAAUAUGUACAUCUAGUGCACCGAGCUGUCCUGUUACAUAGUUAAUCAACUGUUUCAGUGUUAUAUGCAAUCAGUUAUUCACACUAUUCAAACAGAUUCGUAAUCAUGCAAACAAUGUUGUAUAGUGACUACCAUUGAAUGCUUUCGUUUUGUGAAUGCAAAUUGUUUAAUUUGUUUCCUCAAAGAUACUGAAAUCACUGUUAUUAAGCUACCGAACACCCUAUUUACACAUGAUGAUCUACUGUUAUACUGUUAAAGACAUACUGUGUACAAUAUCUGUUUGCUUUGCAAACAUCCAGAAGUGAGAACGAAGCAGCAAUGUUAUAUUUGGGUAAAGUUUAAAGGUCCCAUAUUAUGCACAUUUUCAGGUUCAUAAUUAUAUUUUGUGUUUCUACUAGAACAUGUUUACAUGCUGUAAUGUUAAAAAAAACACU